Drosophila yakuba is the source of this 833-nucleotide messenger RNA. RefSeq names its product histone H3.3A. Bases 166 to 576 code for a protein of 136 amino acids. The record is from RefSeq and is a predicted model, not a curated record. Gene Ontology annotation, cellular component: nucleosome. Lineage: Eukaryota; Metazoa; Arthropoda; Insecta; Diptera; Drosophilidae. Gene Ontology annotation, molecular function: protein heterodimerization activity; DNA binding; structural constituent of chromatin. The transcript is spliced from 3 exons.
UGUAAUCGAGUGCAAUCGAAAAUCCAGACCACCCCUAGCUCUCAACGAACCGAUAUCAUUGUGAAAAUUUCUCUCGCCUGAAUUUGUUCGUUCUCGUGUUAAAAGUGACAUUUUGUGAAUAAUAUUUGUAAUUUGUGUUAAACGUCUAAACAAACCUAAGUAAAUAUGGCCCGUACUAAGCAGACCGCCCGUAAGUCGACCGGAGGAAAGGCUCCUCGUAAGCAGCUGGCCACCAAGGCAGCCCGUAAAUCGGCGCCAUCCACCGGCGGAGUGAAGAAGCCCCAUCGUUAUCGUCCCGGAACCGUGGCUCUUCGUGAGAUCCGUCGUUACCAGAAGUCGACCGAGUUGCUCAUCCGCAAGCUGCCCUUCCAGCGGCUGGUUCGUGAAAUCGCCCAGGAUUUCAAGACCGAUUUGCGUUUCCAGUCAGCGGCCAUCGGUGCCCUGCAGGAAGCAUCUGAGGCGUACCUUGUGGGUCUCUUCGAAGACACCAACUUGUGCGCUAUCCACGCCAAGCGCGUGACCAUUAUGCCCAAGGACAUCCAGUUGGCGCGCCGCAUCCGAGGCGAGCGUGCUUAAGCUGGAUCACCUGCGCCGGAUUCAAUCACUGUCGUCCAUCCCCGAGCAGCAAACGGUUUUCAUUCACCUUUUGUUGUGGGAGAGGUGCCCGUCAAAAAGCUUCACCAGCGACACAUUGAUCCAAUCUAUCAUUCAUAUUUAUAUGUAUACAUUUAUCAUCCUUUUGUUGUUCAAUCGGAUCGUCCGAGUGGCGAUGUCGAUGCGAGAAAUACCACACACAAAACAACACACAACAUUACUGUAAUGCUUAAACAAUA